Hippoglossus stenolepis (Pacific halibut) is the source of this 2716-nucleotide messenger RNA. RefSeq names its product P2Y purinoceptor 3. The record is from RefSeq and is a predicted model, not a curated record. Lineage: Eukaryota; Metazoa; Chordata; Actinopteri; Pleuronectiformes; Pleuronectidae. Gene Ontology annotation, biological process: G protein-coupled receptor signaling pathway. The transcript is spliced from 2 exons. Gene Ontology annotation, molecular function: G protein-coupled receptor activity; oxysterol binding. Gene Ontology annotation, cellular component: membrane. Bases 1256 to 2716 code for a protein of 486 amino acids.
AGCUGUUCCUGAGAACCAGACUGUGCAACAGUAUGUCAGAAUGCUCUCAAUAGUACAGCUGUAGAAGUUGAUCAGCAGCCUUAAGGUCCUCGGGAAGACGAGGCGUUGUUCUUCUUUGUUGACCAAGAGUGAGGUACCAAUAAGACCAGAACAGUGUAAUCAAUUAACUAAAUUUCAAAUAUGUUUCAAGGACAUAAAAACCUGAAUGACCUGCAAUAUUCUAUUAAACUCAGAUAAAACAGGUUCUAAUACUCUGCCCUAAACACCUUAGAGAUACAUUAUCUAAUGAUGCAGCUAUUCUAGAUCUUAUUGCCCUUGCUUCCAGUGGAACCGUCAGGAAUUUGAGAGUUAUCUUUGAUCCAGGUUUGUCCUUUGAUUCUCGAAACCUUUUCCACCAUAUUUCCUUCUCUCUCACUCACUCCCUCUUCCCACACACAGAACCUGCAUAAAAGGUUGAAGUAUGAAUAAAUAAUCAAUUUGCAGUUAUAAUUUGACAGUCAUAUCUCAAGCUCCACUUUCUAUAAAGCUCAAAAGAACUUUCUCACUCCACAGUUUUUGAAGAAAAGUUGGUCAGUACUUAGGCACUUGCAGAAAACUCAGUUAAGGAUCACUUAUUUUACAUUAUUGUUAAAAAGUAUACUCAUACACACACGUACUGGUAGAAUCAAUCUGUGUUCUCAACCUCCAUUGCACAACAUCCAGCUCAGCAGCUGAGGAGAAAGCAAGUCUCACACACACACAUGCACACACAAACGCACAACAGCUGAAGCGGGAAGAAGAAUUGGAUGACACACAAUGAGGGACAGAGGGAGGGACUGAAUUACCAUAGAAACUGGCCGGACUGUUCAGGGAAGCAGCAGAAAAGAGGUGAAAGCUGAAGUGGUCCUACUGUCAAGGUCACUAAUUGCGACUGAUAAAACCUGAUUACAGCUGAUGUGUGCUGACUAUUUUAUACAACCAGAAAAGGGUGAAUUUUACAGUUGCCGACAUGUACUGCAGUCAAAGCCUUUUGAAGUUUUUUUGUAUUUUCUUGUGAUUAUUCUGAUGGGUGACUGAUGUAACAGGAGCCAUAUGGAGUAAAAGUCAUCGCUGGCACAGGUAAACACCGACUCAUGGAUCUGAAAUCACCAGAAAAUCUACAGUAAAGGAUCACACAGAACUGACAAUAAACGGUACAGAGUACAAGGAUGAGAGAGAAGAAGUCUGACGGAACAACAAACAUACAAGCCACGGCCUCAUUCAACUUAUUCCUCACAUGAAAAUCCAUUUAUUCAUCAGAAUGUCAUCCAGUGGUGGGGUUCCUCUCAACAUUAGUGACUCAGUACUCCAUGGUGUUCUAAGUUCACCCUCACCCUCUUCUUCUCCCUCCACCACCCCUCCAUCUCCAUCCUGCAGCAUAGAUGAGUCCUACAAGUACAUUUUCCUCCCCAUCUGUUACUCUUUCACAUUCAUCUUCAGCAUUUUCCUUAACUCUGUUGUCCUCUACCGUUCCUUCCGUCAGACCAAACGCUGGAAUGCCUCUCUAAUCUACAUGGUCAACCUAGCCUCUACAGACUUCAUGUACGGCCUGUCACUGCCAUUCCUUGUGGCUAGUUACAUCAUGCAUGACCGUUGGGUCUUUGGGGACUUCAUGUGCCGCCUUGUCCGUUUUCUAUUUUACUUCAACCUCUACUGCUCCAUCUUCUUCCUCACUUGCAUCUCUGUCCACAGGUACCUCGGUAUCUGCCACCCAAUGAAAGUGAUCACACUGGAGACCAAGAAGGCUGUCAAGUACACUUGUGUUCUGGUUUGGAUUGUGGUUUUUGCUUUGACCUGCCCUAUAUUCCGGUUUGCUCAGACUGGUCAUGUGACAAGAUUGGGGGGGGCUGGCACCAAUGCAAGCAUAACUGAAGAGCCAAACUAUGAGAUAUCAGCUAUUAAUGGUAAUGCAAGCCAUGAUAACUUGGGAGGUGUCACUGAGGAAUACCAGAACUGUUGGGAUGAUGCCAUAGAUAAGGAGUUCCCUGAUUACAUACCCUAUGGCAUCAUACUCCAUUUGCUGGGCUUUUUUUUGCCUUUUUCUAUAAUUGCUUGGUGUUACUCUCAUGUUGUUCUAACCAUAUUUAGAACUCUGCAUUCGCGCCCCUCAUCCCACAGAGGCAAGAGAGAGGGAGGACACGAGGGAGUGGAGAGAAGAUGGAGAACAAACUUGGCAAUAGCUGGAAGAGAAAAAAGAGGAAGCAAUGAACUGUCAAGGACAGUUGGAAGAGAUGGAGGAAUUUCCAUUUUUCUUGGUGCCCACUCCCCAUAUGCCAAUCGCAGACGCAAAUCUAUCAGGACCAUUAUCACUAUCACUCUCCUCUUUGCUCUUUGUUUCCUCCCCUUUCAUGUCACCAAAACAAUUUUCCUCCUGUUGAAAGUGACAAAGAGAGUGCCCUGUCCUACCAUGACCAUGGUCUCCAUGUGCUAUAAGAUAACAAGGCCUUUGGCGUCAUUCAACGCUUGGCUUAACGCCCUCCUUUACUUCCUAACUAAAGACAAGGGGGGAGCUCACUGCUGCCAGACAGUAAACGGCAACACCCAGCAACAUGGCGGGCUUCUGUUACCACUGAAGAUGAUGAGAAAAGGAGAGAAUGCAGAGAAUGAGAUGGAAGACAUAAUGGACAAUAAGGAGAAUAAAGCAUUUAACAGUCCGUCAUACGUAAACAGAGCAAAAGUCACAUAUAUAGUUGAAUGA